Messenger RNA from Macrobrachium nipponense, 8736 nucleotides. Its product is annotated as microtubule-associated serine/threonine-protein kinase 3-like. The record is from RefSeq and is a predicted model, not a curated record. Gene Ontology annotation, biological process: intracellular signal transduction; peptidyl-serine phosphorylation. Gene Ontology annotation, molecular function: protein serine/threonine kinase activity; protein binding; magnesium ion binding. Lineage: Eukaryota; Metazoa; Arthropoda; Malacostraca; Decapoda; Palaemonidae. The transcript is spliced from 21 exons.
UGAUGCUCAUUAGUGUGCAGUGGCAGUUAAUUGGUUGAAAGUUUUGAAGAAAUUAGUUGGCAGUUAGUGUCUAAUUGAGUGCUUUUAUACAGUGUCUCUUGAUGAACUGUUUCAUUCAGUGGAGCUACGAAAUAUGCCUUGUGAACACAUAGUAUAUAAUAUCUUUUUACGUGAUUGUCCUUUGGUUUUGUGUUAACUGAAAUCGAGCUAAUGGGAAAUCAUUUCGAUAGUGAAGCUAGAAAGGAAAACUUAGAUAAUGAGGAACGAUUUUCACACAAUUCUGUGUAUUAGUUAAGUGAAUAGAUUUUCGUAUAAACGUUUAUGAAGUUGAUAUAAUUGUGAGUCAUUUUUAGUAGAACGGAGUUGUUGAAAACCUUGUGAGGAAUUUUGUGAUCAUCCUCUCCAAGUUCGGCACCAUGACUGACAAACAGAUCAUGACAAACAAACAUAAAAGGGCGGACAAACACGUCAUGACAAACAAACAACCGCUCCAGCGCUUCGGUGGAUCCAUGGAUCUCAAUAGGCUGGGUGUGGAUGACACCCACGCCCAGCCUUUCAUCCAUCCGCUGUAUCAAGUACAGCCACUUCACCCUCAUUCGCCUCACCCUUUCCAGCCCCAUUACCCCGCUCACCCGAUGCGCAGCCAACGCAGGAGGUCGUGGAACAAGCCCUCUCUGAUCCGACAAGGGCGUCAGGUAAGGUCCGUGUCGGUGUCAGAACCCCCUACGGAUCAGGACGUGGCUCAGGUCAACUCAAAUUCGGUGGAGUCACCUGAUGUCCUUUGUGGGACUCCUUCGAGCAGCUGUUCCUCGGGAGAACUUUACGACGUCUUUCCUGAAGUGUUUGAGGGGCACUCGAGCGGGGGCAGCGGCGACGGAGGCUCGGAGGGCGCAGAAGCGCUGCCCUCCGAAUACCAGAGCAGCACUCGCCGUCAGGAGAGUGUCACUUACGAAGAGUCCAUUCCGGUGAUUGUCCGUCGGAGGGGAUGCACUCUCACCGUUAGGAUAGUAUCAGUCGAGGAUAUCGAGUUGCCCAGGACGAACAGAGAUGCCAAAGUACCUCCUGGGGCGGGGGGUGCCUCGCCUGCUGAUAAGGCCGUCAAAACCAGUCGGCCCCAUCAUCCCAAGUCCUUCUCCACGCUCUCCUUGCCACAGCUGGAGUAUGGCUCAGGGGGAGUCGGGACGCCUCUAUCGCCGACGGUGCGUCGGUCGGUGGACGAAUCGUCCCUCUGGCGUCGCCGGACGGGGUGCCCUACCCUUGGGGUGACGGCCAGGCAGGCCUCCACGGAGGAACUCCGUCGGAGGCGGGAGAGUUUCGCUGCGAUGUCUCCUCACCACCUCUCUGCUGGAUCUAUCCACCAUGCCCCAGGUGGAAGUGAAAGCUCCAACCUUCUCCGUAUGAGAAGUUCUCUCCUGGGACAGUCAGCGCCUUCGCUUUCGAAUUCUUUGAAGGAACUGAGUUUGGUUCGUCGUGGUAGUCGGGUGCCUCCUGGUCAGAGGAAGAGUUUCAUUGCAACAACUUCUCCAACCCUCCCACGAUGCCACUCACCCCUUAGUCAGAGUAGCCCUAUGGAAUCUCCUAGGAAUAUGUCCCCUCUGCAGCACUUUGCCUUUGCCCCAGUCAAGAGUCGAGAUGGCCGCCGUUGGUCUGUGGCAUCUCUUCCUUCCUCAGGAUAUGGAACCACUCCCGGAUCUUCUAACGUAUCUUCUCAGUGUUCAAGUCAGGAAAGGCUGCACCAAAUUGGAGCUGUGGCAGGAGCAAGUGGGGGUAGUGAAGCCCCUGGGCCUGGCACAGCUUCUGCCACUGGUUCUCCAGCUGUCGAGGAGCUUCGACAUUCCCACGUCCGUCAUUUCUCCUCAGGGGAGAGUAACCCAUCCAUCGAUGAAGAUGGCCGUCGCUCUCCCAUGAAUCGUCCUCGUUCACGGUCCCUCAGUAGUCCUAUUCGAUCUCCUGUGGUUGACAAUGAAAUUAUAAUGAUGAAUACAUUGUACAAAGAACGCUUCCCCAAGGCCACACAGCAGAUGGAAGAAAGAUUACUGACUUUCAUAGAGGACAAUAAAUCUUUAGAAGUACAGGGAAGUCCUGAUAUAGCGCAAGAUUCUGUAGCAAUUGCUCGUUUUGUACAUCACCAAGUUCUGGAAAUGGCUAAAGAUUGUCUUCAAAAGUCACAAGAAAAGUUGAUUACCAGCAGAUACUUCUAUGAACUGUCAGAGAACCUUGAGAAGCUUUUGUCAGAGACCCGAGAGAGAAAUCACCCAGAUGCUGCAGCCCACUUGACAUCUCUGAUUAAAAAGCUAUUACUGAUAGUUUCAAGACCAGCAAGACUUCUUGAGUGUUUGGAGUUUGAUCCAGAAGAAUUUUAUCAUUUGCUUGAACAAGCAGAGGGUCAGGCAAGAACAAACCAAGGAAUCAAGACUGACAUCCCUCAGUAUAUUAUAACAAAACUGGGUCUCAACAGAGACCCCUUAGCAGAAUUGAGUGAUGAUCUGACAGUUGGCUGUCCCUUAGAAGAGAGCUUAUCUAGUGACAAGAGUGCAGCUGGCAGUGUCAGCAAAACUUCAUCUGAAUUUUCUCCUGAACAGUCUUCCACACCUUCUAAACCUACUCCUAAAGAGGAGGAGUAUGAAAAUAUCAAGCUUAUAUCUAAUGGAGCUUACGGAGCAGUGUACCUUGUUAGACACAAAAUUACUAAGGAGCGCUUUGCUAUGAAGAAGAUCAGCAAACACAAUCUCAUGCUGAGAAACCAGGUUGAGCAAGUCUUCAAUGAGAGAGAUAUCAUGAGUUUUACUGAUAAUCCUUUUGUGGUGUCGAUGAUCUGUAGCUUUGAGACCAAGCGUCAUUUAUGUCUUGUCAUGGAGUAUGUAGAAGGAGGAGAUUGUGCCACACUUCUGAAGAAUAUGGGUCCCUUGCCACCUGAUAUGGCAAAAUUCUACUUUGCAGAGACAGUUCUUGCAGUAGAGUACUUGCACAGCUAUGGAAUUGUACAUAGGGAUUUAAAACCAGACAACUUAUUGAUUACUGCUCUUGGGCACAUUAAGCUCACUGACUUUGGUUUAAGUAAGAUGGGAUUAAUGUCCUUGGCAACUAACCUUUAUGAAGGGUACAUUGAUAAAGAGACCAGGCAGUUUUCAGAUAAGCAAGUGUUUGGCACACCCGAAUACAUAGCUCCAGAGGUUAUACUGAGGCAAGGAUAUGGAAAACCAGUUGAUUGGUGGGCUAUGGGAGUAAUAUUAUAUGAAUUUCUCAUUGGAUGUGUCCCAUUCUUUGGAGAUACACCAGAGGAACUUUUUGCUCAUACGGUAAAUGACGAUAUAGAAUGGCCAAGUGAAGAUGAAGGUAUGGUCCCAGAAGAAGCUAAAGACUUGAUCACUGCGUUACUGCACCACUAGACCCCAUAGAAUCGUUUAGGAACAGUUGGUGGGGCGCUGGAGGUUAAAGAACACAUAUUCUUCCUGAGUAUUGACUGGGAUUCUCUCUUAAGAAUGAAGGCAGAAUUUGUACCUCAGUUGGACCAUGAUGAAGAUACAAGUUACUUUGACACACGCCUUGAUCGUUACAAUCAUGAAUUGGAAGAAGACAGUGAAGAAGGGGGUGAGCCAGAAGGAGGAGCUUUCCCCUCAUUUUCCUCAUGUUCUCCAAGGUAUCACAGAAUUGCCAGUACACAUUCUACAGAUACACCAACUGAUACGAGCUUCCAGACUGAACAGUCUAAUGAAACUCCACCCACGGAGGGUGAUGGAAGAGGUAGUGUGUCCAGAGGGGAUUCGGGGCAUAGUGACCAGUCGGAAUCCUCUCGUUCAACUCUUGAGUCAUCCACCAAUACUCCUGAUACAGAGAACAGAGAUCUUCCUGCAACCCCUGAUGUAACAAGAGGUAAGCUAGAAGGAGUUCCUGUUUGCCAGAGUACUCCUGAGUCAUCCCAGACAGAAAGUGAAGAUGUCUCACCUCAGGUCCAGAGAAGACGCCGACUUCACUCCCACUCAAAAGAGUCCUUACCAAGAUUUUCAAUAUCAGGGGAAGAAGAUUUAUUAAGUCUGCUCUUCCCUAGCUUGGAGGGUGUGAGCUUGCGAGAGCUCUCACCAGUCGAUGAGAAACCCGGCGCUUCUGAGCAUCUCUCAAUGCCUCGUGUAAACAUCCCCCCGGUGUCACCAGCAGUCAAGCAUAGAUCUCGUCCAGUCAUCAAGAGUGCUUCAGCAUCUGGAUUAUCACUGAUGAUUCCAACUGACAGCAUGCCUCAGCCCAUCCAGUCACCAGGAGGAUCUAGCACUGCCUCGUCACGUGAUACAUCUCCGUCAAGGGAAAUUGCUCCUUUCAUUAAUUCCCUUAAACCUCCUACAAUCAUUCGUCGUGGCCCACAGGGCUUCGGCUUUACUAUCCGAGCCAUUAGGGUGUAUUAUGGAGAUACUGAUUAUUAUACUGUUCAUCACUUGGUAAUGGAUGUUGAUCAGCGUAGUCCAGCAUUUGAGGCUGGUUUGCGUCCAGGUGACCUUAUAACACACAUCAAUGGAGAAUCUAUACAAGGAAUGUUCCACACACAAGUCGUAACAUUGUUGAUGAGUUCAACAGAUCACGCAUCGUUAAGAUCCAUGCCUUUAGAUCAGACAUCAAUUAGAACAGGUGGACGUAAGAGAAACCCAGGAGCCUCAAAACUUGCCAAGCGUAUGCCUGGCAAGAGCAGGAGAUCCAAUGAAAAAAGGCGCAAGACAUCCCUUUUCCGUAAGGUCUCCAGCAAACGUGUUUCUGCUGAAAUCCAACAGCUUGCUGCUUCAGCAUCACCUCCCAUGUUAACACCAAGUCGCAGCUAUCAAUCUCUGAAUCGCUCGGUUUCAUCACAAGAGAGUAUUCCAAAUUCUCCAACCCGCUGCAAGUCCCCACAUUCACCGCCAACUGCCCGUUUGUUUUCUCCUCCCAUAGACCAAGUUCAGUCUCCAGUAAAUUCUUCAGGCUCCUCAUCACCAACAUCAUCUGUGCCUAAUUCUCCAGCUGGAUCUUCAACAUUACAUCAGCGACCAUCAUCUCUCCAUGUUAUCAAUCAUAAAGUGACCAAUGUAAAAAGUUUCCGCUCACCAAACAGAAGAAAAUCAGUUGGCCACAUACCACUUUCUCCAUUAGCUCGGACACCUUCCCCUUCUCCCCUGCCAGCCUCACCAACAAGGUCACCUUCACCCCUCGUUCAUCAUCACAAUCACCAUCAUCACCAUCAUCAUUACCAUCACCAUUGUCCUGGUUCUUCAAACACGACUCAGACAUAUUCACCAGGUUCAUCCUUAACUCCAGGUCCUGCAGCAAAGAAAUGUAUUGGAAGGCCCAAGAGUGCUGAGCCUGGCUCUCCACUGUUGCGUCGUGCACUUUCGCCUGAUCGCCUCCACCCAAGGUCAGCAGAGGCUAAAGGCACACCAACCAUAAGCCCUCUAGCAACUCCAUCACCCAAGAGUGUAAGCAAUCCUCCAAGAGUAACAGUUACCUCACAAUCUCCACCAAAUUAUGAUACUUGUACCCCAAGUGUAGUACGCUCAGUUGCACCCACGUUGCUCACCCAGCGCUUCAUUAGUGCAGUCAGCCUUCCUCCAACACUCCCAACUACAACAUUAGAGGAGGCCCCAGAGGAAUUAGAUUCUCCUGAAUGUCCAGAGACAACACGAACAAAUUUUGGCGAGAGCCCCCAGGGAAAUAGAGGAUCACUGCCAGGGACCAACAGUGCUGGUUGUGGGGGCAAAGCAGCUUCAUCAUCAUCAUCUUCGUCGUCGUCAUCAUCAACUUCUUCUAGUUGCCAAGAUGGCUCUCAACCAACAACUCCUACUCAGAGUUCACAGGGGGGUGUAUGCGUUGAGAGAAAAGGAAGUAAAGGGCGGGCAGAAGGUAAAACUCGCAGUGAUAGUAGAGGCCGUAGGGAGGCAAGAGAAGCAAAAAAAGAUGAUGACAAGAGAGAUUCACGUCGGACGGCACAAGAAAAGAGGGAACUGUUUAAAGCGGGCAAGGAAAAAGAAGGCGGCACAACCUCCUAGGGUUGGCCCACCGCUGGCCUGCCCACAGCCCCUAGUGGCACACAAUUGUGCCUCCAACACUUGUGUGUGUUUUGGGCGGGACCGCGGCAAGUCCUCUCCAGUAAGAAAUAGUAAAUUUUUUGCAGCCUGUGAUGAUAACUCUCUCUAUCUCUUGACUACACUAAGAGUAGCCAAGCUACUGGAAUCAUUCCUGGUGAUUGUUAUAUAUAUAAAUAUAUAUAUAUAUAAAUAUAUGUAAAGUUGUGUGAAUUUGUUGUGAUGGCCUUAUGGCUCGGUUGUGUUAAUACCAUUGUGAUAUUAUGGAGACCAUGACAGUUUUAAGCUUGUGUCUGAUACAGUCAGCUACAGUUAGGCACUUUAACUCUUUGGUCUCUGUCAUUCUGUAAAUAUACUUAAUUUUACUGUCAUCUUUAUCUCAAGAAGAUUUUUACGUUUUUACUUACAUUGAAGUUACAUGUGUUUUAAGAGACAGAAUUAAUAUAAAUGUACUCAUUCAUUUGUCAUGUACAUGAAUUUUUCCCGUGUUGUGUAUAUUAUGAACCUCAUUGUCAUAUUGGUGUUCAAAACCUCACACACAUACCAUGUUGGAGGUGAUAGGUGGAAAUGAAAAAUGUGGUGAUUGGUCAGUUUAUUUGUAGUUUUCUACUAUCUCAGGAGAUAGAGGAUUGACUUUUGUUCACAUAAAAAGUCAACUAUUUUGUCUUUUCUUUUUAGGGUCAAAUUAUUGUCAGACUCUUGGUGAAACUGUUUUGCUUGUUUCCUUGCUGUGAUUUAAAAUAGAAUUACCAGGAGUACUUAAUACUAAUUAUUAUUUUUGAUUCAUGGUUAUUAUUACAAGAAAGUAGUAUUUUUGGGUGCCACAAUUACAUUUAAAUGCGUACCUGUAACAACUGAUGUGAUUUAUUGACAAUGGAUAUCAGUUUUAAAUAGCACUAUUGGCACAUCUUACAUUAGCAUUAGCUGGUAAAAAGUUCAUUAUGUCGUCAUCAAAAUGUAUUCAAAUUUAUGGAGGUCAAUUAUUUCAUGUGUGAGAUUUCAUCCAGUGAGCAGUUUUUAUGUAAAUGUCAUCCAGUUUUGCUGUAAAGUGGUGUUGUUUUUAUGAAAUACAGUAAUAUGAUGCUUCCUCAAUGCAUUUGUGCUGCGUGAUGGCCUGAUCUGGGUCUGUAAUGGAAUUUUGAUGCUUUAACAUAGCUGUAGUCCUUUGUAUCUGUGACGCCAGUCUCCCAUUAGAUAUUAGCAUUGAGGACAGGCAUUUGUAUAUUAUGUAGGAAAUUUAUGAAAAAGGUUUAAAAAAAUCUUGAUUUUCAUGUAUAGUGUUUCUAGUUUAUGAAUUCUCUAACUUUUUCCUAGAUUGUGGUUAGCGCAGUAGCCCCUGCUAAGUGUCAUUCUCACCAGAGCUGAUAAUGGGACCAGUGGCCAUGUGUCAUUUCACAGUCUGUGCCAGUGGAGUCUUCAAUGGGUCUUCCUUUCACAUCCAUGUUCAGGAGAUAGACCUUUCAACAAUGCAUAGGGAAUUUGUAUAGAAUAUGGAACUAUUUUUAGACAAAAUAGCAUCUUAGUGUAUUUGUUAGUGUAUACACCUCUUUGUGAUGGAAAAUGGUCAUGAAUUCUUUAAUGUAUUGAGAUGACUUGUGUUAAUAGCUGUAAUUCACAAAAAAACUUAUUUUAAGACUUUUGCCCCAAGAUGACAUUUGCAUCACCAUUUUUUCAGUCAGAAGGAAUUCAUUAAUUAUAGCUUGAAUUUAUUUAAUAAAUAUGAGCGGCUUUUAUGAAAUAUUCCUGCUUAGGAAUGUUUGAUUUCUUGAGCCAGUAGCUAACCAGUGAGUAAACUUUUGUUUCCCCCUUUUUUCUUACUGUCCCAGAAAGAUUUUGAAACUUCAGUUUAGAGGAAUUCUUUUUUCUUGGAUAUGAAGUAAUAUCCUUUUAAGGGGAUUGGGUAAUGUGUAGUAGAUUUGAAAUCAAACCUUGAGACAAGUCAAUUAGUCUUACUUUUGUUAUUUUGAAGUCAGAAGCUGGCAAUAUCUGUUAACUUGCUUCAGUCAAAUUUCAGUAGUAAAAUAUUUUCUAUUGGUGUUAGUUUGCUUUGGAGAAGCACUUCAGCUGCCUGUAUUCAGUAUUGUUUUGCGUGUGACUUUGUGUAAAUUCAUCCCCACUUCCUUAGUGCUUGAUGUUUGUCUUUCAACUGCACUAAAGGACUUGCCAUGCUUUUUUAGUACUAAAUGGAUUUGGUUUCUAUUGGAGAUAUAUUUGUUUUAGAAUUUAGUUGUUUGGUCCCAUGCUGCAUAACUUGCACUUAAUUUUGUUUUGCUUGUAUGGUUUUCAAAUGAUAUUUUUCAUUUAUUCAUGUUCAGGGUAUUUCUAGUAUUUAAUUUUACUACCCUUAUGAAGUUUAUAGUGGGCUAUACUCCCAUAUUCUCAUCCCAUAAAUAACAGUAUUCAGUUAAAGGAAAAUGCACUUUUUUUGUAUAUACAUUAGAAAACUUACUUUCAUGAUUUAUGUAACUGAAGCUUUCUACAGUUGUCAGGAUUUUUUUUUUAUGUAAAUGUAGAUAUCAAACUGCCUGUAAAACAGUAGCUGGAAUAAUUUAAGUAAGUUAAGCCCCUGAAUCUUGUCCCUGUUAAGUCAGACUUUAAUACCACCUUCAUGUCCAACAUGGUUGCUAAGUUGUCAUACAUCCCAUGUUUUCUAGAUACUAAAAAUAACUUAGAAAAAAAAUAAAGUCAUAGGUAA